This is a messenger RNA of Dinoponera quadriceps, 4046 nucleotides long. Its product is annotated as caspase-1-like. Lineage: Eukaryota; Metazoa; Arthropoda; Insecta; Hymenoptera; Formicidae. Bases 1927 to 3096 code for a protein of 389 amino acids. Gene Ontology annotation, biological process: proteolysis; apoptotic process. The record is from RefSeq and is a predicted model, not a curated record. The transcript is spliced from 7 exons. Gene Ontology annotation, cellular component: cytoplasm.
AGGAAAGAUGCACAGACGCAUGCGCGUGCCAAGACGCGCGAGAGACGUCACACGCAACAAACGCAGAUGCGUAGCGAUGUUUGUUAGAAUUUGUUUAUCGGGAUUUUCAUUAUCAAAUGCCAUGACGCGCGAGAUCGAUGGAUUGUACGUGCAAGUUCCGAUGCAUUGCGCUCGGCUUUUCGCGAAUAAGAGAUAAGAGAAGAAAAGAAACAAAACGAGAAAGUAUGGAACGUAUCCGAAGCGAGCAAUUUUUUCGAACCGCAAUUCCUUGUCGCGCGAAAUUACAAUGAGAAGGGCAGACGUUUGUGCAAGCGGCUUGCUUUAUGCGAGAAUUUCGACAAGCUUCGAGACCGCGUCUGUCACUUCGUUUCCGCGUACACAGACGAGAUUGCUGCAAAUUUGGUCGGGGAUCGAAAAAUCUUCCUACGUCCCUAUCGUCAUACGUAUCUAUCGAACGACGUAAGCAGGAGAAAAAUAUCCUUAUUACGCAUCACACCUUUCAUACACAUAUAUUCAUACAUACAUAUGUAUCUCAGGUAUGUACACUAGCACAGAUGUAUUCUAUGUGCUGCUUUUAUAUAUUUUAUGCUAUAUUUCUUCACUACAUUCUAUGUCGCUGUUGUAUCGUCGCGUAGAACCGUGCAGAUGAUGAGUCAUUAUCCCACAUUAGACGGAGAAACAUUCGACGGGUAAUCGAGGACAAUUAGUCUCUUUGAAUCCUCAUCACUAUCUGCUGAUAAAUGAUAUGAAAGAAUCUAUGAAAAUUGAGAAAAGUUCGGAUUGAAUUUCCUCGAAUCCGAGUAAACCGCGGAUCUCCAACAUUGCGCGAAUUGAUUUGUCGGAAGGUAUUUAGAAGUGCAAGGAUUCUUGAAAUUAAAGAUCUGUAAUCAAUAAAAAUUUCUCUUUGUUUUAAGCUCGCGUGUCUCCCUCUCUCUCUCUCUUUCUCUCUAUUUCUUCCCCUUUUUCGAGAAAGAAGACAAGUGAACGUAUAAUUCUUAUAUGAUCAAGAGAAAUGAUGAUCGUUAAUGAUUAACGAACGAUAUCAAUCUAUACCGAUAUAUACCUUUCUCUGCCAUCCUGAGAAACAGGAACUAAUUAUAAUGUAUCUGUCUGUGAGAUAAGAGAAAAAGCGCGCGUUCUCGGCUGCAGGCGGAAGCUAUUUUCCCCGUAAGAUAAACGCUAUGUCUGAUCAUUUUGCGAGCAGCGCGUCGAUAGUUCUGGCGAAUUGCAAAGAGAACACCUUCGAAUUUUAAUCGAAGGAAGAAAGAAAAGGAGGAAGAGCGUGCGCACGCGAGAGAGAGAGAGAGAGAGAGAGAGAGAUUUCGACCGUGAAUCUCGAUCGACUACGAGUAGCGUCAGACGCACGCGACUCUAGGGGUUGUAGCAAAGUCGACUUCGAGUCGUCACUCCAUUGUGUUUUCAAUUAUAACUACGUCAUAGAGAUGUAGAUCGGCGGAUCGGCGUUUUUGCCUGUCCGUCCCCGUGUCGUAAACAAUCUCCGGUGGGACUCUGCGAGUCCGUUCCGGAGCCGACUAUCGCCACGAGUCGACUAUAACCACAAGCAUCCUGAUGCGACGGAACGACGGAUAUUGCGGUUAACGCGAGCCUUUACAAACUGACCAUUCUCGACGACGGACUAUGAAGCGCGAUAAAAAUCAAACUUGAUAAUAAACUGAUAAGCCGGCCAGUAGAGUAGGAGCAGCUCUCUGAUAAUCACGCGGUGACACCUCUGAGGCGAACGUUUUAAAAUCCGUCGUUUUCGAGUCCUUUCGUUAGUCGUAUUUCGGGGGCAGAUCGCUGAACCUCACGUUGAGUACUCUCUGCGUAUCUAUCGGCUUUUUCGGCGAAGGAAGCGCGAAAGAAGACGCGCUCCAUUCUCGGCGAACCUCUCGACCGGGUGCUCGGCAGAUCUCCCUCCUCGGCGACAUGGAACCCUCGACGAGCAACGGCACCGAAGUCAAGAAGGAGAAUGACGAAGACAGCAUACUCGUGAACACAGGUGAAACGUCACCUUCUCGCAAGCGGAGGUCUAAUUCGGUGAUAGAUUCCGUCGGCAGCGGCGUCGCCGCCGCCGUCAUCGCCGCCGCUGGUGAAUCCUUCUUCGCGUAUCCCGUGGACGAUGCCGUUUUGCAGAACAAUUCUCCAUCCGCCUCAUCGGAUACGUCGCUGUCCGAGAGUCAAAGUAUCGUCACUACGGAUUCCGCGAAGGUCCAGUCGGAAUUGGUCAAAAGAGUGGCUGACAAAGUCGACGCUCACGUGAAGAUCAUCGAUGAUGCGGAGAACAAUAGCGAAUGUGCGACUUUUACCGCGCUCAUGCCGGUGGAGAAAGACGCGGCCUGCUACAAUAUGAAUCAUAAAUAUCGCGGUAAGUGUGUGAUCUUCAAUCACGAGGAAUUCGAGAUUGCCGGCUUCGACAAGCGGGAAGGCUCGACUAAGGACGCAACGAAAUUGCAAAAGACCUUCAGCAGUCUCGGCUUCGACACCAAGACCUACGAUAACCUUAGCCACAAGGAAGUCACCGACGUGUUGGAGGAUCUAAGCAGCAACACGGAUCACACAGACAACGAUUGCAUCUGCGUCAUCGUAUUGACGCAUGGGCUGCAGAACGAUCUCAUAUCCGCGAAGGACGUUAUCUACAAAACCGACAUGAUCUGGAAGCCGUUCACCGCUGAUAAGUGCCCGAGCUUAGCGGGCAAGCCGAAGCUGUUCUUCAUCCAGGCUUGCAGGGGCGAAGCGGUUGAGAACUCCGUCGUGCUGACCCCGCACAGCACGGUGUCAUCGACUGACAGUGUGUCGUCGUACAAGAUUCCAACUCACGCGGACAUUCUAAUAGCUCAUAGCUCGGCUCAAGGUUUCUACACCUGGAGGGAUCCUCAGCACGGCACGUGGUACGUCGGCUGCUUGUGCGAAAUCUUGGACAAGCAUGGCACCGAGCUGGAUUUACUGACCAUGCUGACGAUGACGUCCCGAAAGGUCGCCACAGACUAUUCGUCGUAUAAUCCGCAGGAUCCGACCAGGCAUGCGAAGAAGCAAGUGCCGUCGUUCACGUCGUUGCUGCUCAGGGCGGUUUACUUCCCUUUGAAGACGAACGUGUAGAUACAGUGUCGCCGGACGGUCGCAUUGAAAUGAUGUGAAUGAUUUCAUGAUUGUGACUCGCUUCGCGACUUGACGAACGAGCAUGAGCGAGUCCUCGCUCGAUACGGCAGUUUCCUACACUCGCUCUUCAUGUCGAAUCGCUAGAAAUUCUUUAAGAAUAUGUCGAAGAGAAGCGCGAGAGUCUGUUAAUAGAACUUAAUUAAUUGUACUUAUUGUGAAAAACGCGCGAAAAAACACACGGAUGAGUCAGAGACCUGAGAAGAACUUCCGGAAAGUUUCUCCGCUUUGAAAGUGUCGAUACGUUCAUUUGUUUAAAAAAUUGAACAGUUGGGGCAUACAGAAAAAAAUAAGACGUAAGCGGUGGGAAAGUUGACCAACCACAAUCGAUUAGUUCGAAUCUGCAGUGGAUGUAGUAAACCUUGAGCCUUUUUUUGCUCUAAGCAAUAAAGUGUAACGUAAUUUCUGACAAAAGACGUUUCUCUCGUCGCUAAAAAUCAUAAGAACGCUUAAAUCUUAGAACGUUACGACGUCUAGUAGCGUUGAAAACAUUUUUUACUAGAAAUUACGUUACAUUUUAUCGCUUAGAGCAAAAAGCUAAAAGCUUGCUAUACCUACUGCAGAUACGAAAUUAUUCUCUUUGCCGUCGAAAAAUAAUCUGAUUCAUUUUCUUACUGCUUACGUUUUUACUAUUUAUGCUAUUCUGCGUGUUCCAUGAUCCUUAUUCUGAUUACGUUGCGCUAUUUCUCUGUAAAUGGAAAUACGCGUAUAUCGUUACAUACAUUUACACAUAGUUUAUUUAUAAAUAUAACAUAACAGUUACAGAUCGAGAGAGAAAGAGAAAGAAAGAGAGAAGUAUCACCGUGUCUCGUACACGUUUAUAUCCACCUCUAUCCUAUAGAUUAUUUUUUCAUAUAAUAAUAUUUUUAUUUUAUACACAAAUUUUUAAUAUU